Messenger RNA from Tarenaya hassleriana, 1386 nucleotides. RefSeq lists its product as uncharacterized. The record is from RefSeq and is a predicted model, not a curated record. Gene Ontology annotation, molecular function: metalloendopeptidase activity. NCBI's taxonomy places the organism in Eukaryota, Viridiplantae, Streptophyta, Magnoliopsida, Brassicales, Cleomaceae. The coding region runs from base 110 to 1198 and encodes 362 amino acids. The transcript is spliced from 9 exons. Gene Ontology annotation, cellular component: membrane. Gene Ontology annotation, biological process: CAAX-box protein processing.
CAUUUGUUCUCCAUUGCCGGAGACGAGGAAGAAGAAAUGAAGAAAACGAGAAACACCGAUAUCUCGCUCGCCGGAGGAUACGACUGAGAUUCGCCGGAAAAUCUUGGACAUGGCGUCGUUUUGCCGUAUCAGCACAGGCUUGAGCUCUGUUUCUUCUUCUCCUUCUAGUAGUAGUAAGCUCUGCAAUUUUCCAGUGAGGACACGGAUUUGGAGAGGGAGUUUCAACUGCGGAGAGAGAAAGGCUUCCCGGGGCUUCACAGCCUCCGCCGGGAUAGAGAAGAGAGACGGCGGAGGAGGAUUCGCCGGUCCGACGAUGGAGGUCACCACGCUCGAUCGUAGUUUCGGUGGCUCCGCCGCUGUAGAUUUGCCCGUAUGGGACAAAAUCGGCGCCAUCGUUCGCCUCGCCUACGGAAUCGGAAUAUAUGGAGCAAUGGCUCUAACGGGGAGGUUCUUAUGUUCGAUGACCGGAAUCGACUCUUCCGGCGGUUUUGAUCCUUCUCUAGACGCGGUUCUCUCUGGACUUGGCUACGCAGCACCACCUAUCAUGGCCCUACUGUUCAUACUCGAUGAUGAAGUUGUGAAAUUGUCGCCUCAUGCUCGGGCCAUCAGAGAUGUGGAAGACGAGGAACUGAGGAGCUUCUUCUGCGGGAUGUCGCCAUGGCAGUUUAUGUUCAUUGUUGCGGCCAGUUCAGUAGGAGAAGAGCUCUUCUACCGUGCCGCUGUCCAGGGCGCUCUGGCUGAUAUGUUCUUGAGAGGAACACAGAUGAUAUCAGAUUCUCGAGGCAUUGCAUCUCUGACUGGAGUCCUGCCUCCAUUCGUCCCAUUUGCUCAAGCGUUUGCUGCUGUAAUCACCGCCACUCUUACGGGAUCUCUGUACUACAUCGCCGCUUCCCCCAAAGACCCAACAUACAUUGUGGCACCUGUGUUAAGAUCUCGGUCUGGUCGUGGCGAGUUGAAGAAACUUUUGUCAGCUUGGUACGAGAAGAGACAGAUGAAGAAGAUUUACUCUCCCCUCCUCGAAGGUCUCCUCGGCCUCUACCUCGGCCUCGAAUGGAUUCAGACGGAUAAUAUUUUAGCACCGAUCAUGACGCACGGCAUAUACUCAGCAGUCAUAUUGGGUCACGGCCUCUGGAAAAUUCAUGAUAACCGGAGAAGGCUGCGUCGGAGAAUCCAACGGUUAAAAUCCGACAUAACCUAAACCCUAGGGUCGAUUUGUAAUUUUCGUUUUUGUAGGGCCAUACACUUAGGAAGUGAGGUGGGAGACAAGAGAGUAAUCUCUCUCCCGUAAAUCCCGACACUUACAAUGUUUUAUAGAAUUGUGUUAAGUCUUUGUUUAUAUUUGUGUUAAUCCGUGUUCACAUUCAGUUAUCAUCACCACUAUCAUCA